Molecule: messenger RNA, 1959 nt
Organism: Cervus elaphus (red deer)
Lineage: Eukaryota; Metazoa; Chordata; Mammalia; Artiodactyla; Cervidae
Gene: BLNK
Product: B cell linker
Exons: 19
Coding region: 178-1695 (505 amino acids)
Biological process (GO): cell surface receptor protein tyrosine kinase signaling pathway; intracellular signal transduction
Cellular component (GO): cytoplasm
Source: RefSeq, a predicted model, not a curated record
AAGUUUUACUUCUCCCUAGUACAGAGGUGUUUGCCAGCAGGCUGCACUCUCAGAAAUCAGACUCAAGUGACUGGGACCCUUGAGAUCACAGGCUUACCAUGCUACUCCCGAGGACGGCCAGGGACUGCUGACGUGACCACUGGACAGUGAUUUGUGACUCGUAUAGUUACAAAAAGAAUGGAUAAGCUUAAUAAAAUAACUGUCCCCGCCAGUCAGAAGUUGAGGCAACUUCAAAAAAUGGUCCAUGACAUCAAGAACAAUGAAGGCGGAAUAAUGAACAAGAUCAAAAAGCUGAAAGUCAAAGCACCUCCAAGUGUUCCUCGAAGGGACUAUGCCCCAGAGAGCCCAGCCGACGAAGAGGAGCAGUGGUCAGAUGACUUCUCAGACUGCUCUGCUGGAGGGGCGGCAAGGACUCCAGAACCCUCCCCAGUAUGCACACCAAUCCUCAGCCUCCAGACACACAGAGUUCAGCCACCCUCGGGGUUAGAUGCCCACACGUUUCCCCAGGAUACAGUCCAGGACAGCGAUUAUGAAAACCCAGACGAGCACUCGGACUCAGAGAUGUACGUGCUGCCAGCCGAGGAGGCCGGGGACGACAGCUACGAGCCGCCACCUGCGGAGCAGGAGACACGGACAGUUCACCCGGCCCUGCCCUUCACCAGGGGCGAGUAUGUCGACAACCGAUCAAGCCAGAGGCAGUCUCCACCCUUCAGCAAGACUCUUCCCAGUAAACCCAACUGGCCUUCGGCAAAGGCAAGACUGGCCACCUCUCUGCCAGCCAACACUUCACUGCAUAAACCUCAAGUCCCACCCAAACCCAAAGAGCUCCUUGAGGAUGAGGCUGAUUAUGUAGUCCCUGUGGAAGAUGAAGAUGAAAACUAUAUUCAUCCCACAGAAGACAGUUCAGCCCCAUCUGAAAAAGCUCCCAUGGUGAAUAGAUCAAUCAAGCCAAAUAACUCCUCAAGGUCAGCCUCUCCUCCAGGGACAGCUCCAGGUCGCAAGAGUGGAGCCUGGGACUCCAAGUCAACUUCUUUACCUGCUGCGCCAUCCCCACUGCCUAGGGCCGGGAAGAAAACAGCUAUGCCACUGAAGACAACUCCAGUUGCCUCUCAACAGAAUGCCUCAAGUGUUUGCGAAGAAAAACCUAUACCUGCUGAACGCCACCGGGGAUCUAGUCACAGACAAGAAAAUACGCAGUCACCGGUGUUUCCUCCUCCUGCCCCGAAGGCAGUUCAUCAAAAACCUAUACCUCUGCCAAGAUUUGCAGAAGGGGGAAGCCCAACUGUGGAUGGCCCACUACCCAGCUUUUCAUCUAACUCCAGUUUGUCAGAACAGGAAGCUGAUGUUCACUGUAAACCGUGGUAUGCUGGUGCCUGUGAUCGCAAGUCGGCCGAAGAGGCGUUAUACAGAUCAAACAAGGAUGGAUCAUUUCUUAUUCGGAAGAGCUCUGGCCAUGAUUCCAAACAGCCAUAUACAUUAGUUGUAUUUUUUAAUAAGAGAGUAUAUAAUAUCCCUGUGCGAUUUAUUGAAGCAACAAAACAGUAUGCUUUGGGCCGAAAGAAAACUGGUGAAGAGUACUUUGGAAGUGUUGCUGAAAUCAUCAAGAAUCAUCAACACAACCCCCUGGUUCUUAUUGACAGUCAGAAUAACACAAAAGAUUCCACAAGACUGAAAUAUGCAGUUAAAGUUUCAUAAAUUAAAAAACAUUUUUAAAAGAAAGUCAACAUCAUUGCUUCAGAUAUUUUCCCUACUUCCGCUUUUAAGGAAAAAGCCUCCAAGGUUCAUAUUUUGGAUUAUGAAUCAUCCAGUAAUAAAACAGAUGAGGAAGUUGUGGGUUUCCUUAUAAGAAGCUCACAAGGACUUGUCCUAUUGCCUGAAUUGAUGAACUGUUAAUAUCUGGUGAGGCUGAGAAUAUGCUAGCAAUAUUCUCCAAAUAAAUGUCUCUAUUAAAAAAAAAAA